Molecule: messenger RNA, 2472 nt
Organism: Lolium rigidum
Lineage: Eukaryota; Viridiplantae; Streptophyta; Magnoliopsida; Poales; Poaceae
Product: G-type lectin S-receptor-like serine/threonine-protein kinase SD2-5
Exons: 1
Coding region: 1-2472 (823 amino acids)
Biological process (GO): protein phosphorylation
Molecular function (GO): ATP binding; protein serine/threonine kinase activity
Source: RefSeq, a predicted model, not a curated record
AUGGGUCCUGCCGUUCUCUUCCUCGUGCUCGGGGCUGCAGCACCUCUGCUCUUGGCGGUGCAGAGCUUGAAACACUAUUCCACGGCCAAACCCUCAACAACUUGGAUUAACAAUGAUGUUUUCUUCGACAACCGCACCAACGUCCGCGACAUCUUCACCAUGGUACAUCACCGCAGGUCUACACCUUACAUCACCGCAGGGUUCUUUUGUGCCUCCUCCUCCUCGUCUACGUGCAACGAGUUCCUCUUUGCGGUAGCCAUUUGCACCACGAUGUACGGCUCCGGCCCUCAGCAGGUGGUUUGGUCUGCCAACCGGGAUCGCCCUGUUAGAGAGAAUGCCACCCUUGAGCUUACCACAUAUGGAAACUUGGUCCUCCGUGAUGUUGAUGGUAGCCACGUCUGGUCAAGCAACAGCUCGGGCCAAUCUGUAGCUGGCAUGCUGAUCACAGAGAUCGGCAAUCUGUUAUUGUUUGAUCACAGAAAUGCAACUGUGUGGCAGUCAUUUGAUCAUCCUACUGACAUAUUGGUCCUGGGGCAGUCACUUGUGGAAGGUAUGAGGCUCACAGCAAGUACUUCUGCAACAAAUAUGACCGAGAAUCAGUUUUAUAUCACUGUACACCCGGAUGGAUUAUAUGCUUAUAUUGGAUCCACACCAGCACAGUGCUACUUCACAGAUCUCAUGCUACGUAAUGGAAAUGAUCCAACAAAGGCCACAUUCAACAAUGGAAGCCUCACGAUCUUUGGGAUGUAUACCACAGAUCUAGACAUAUUGGACAACACUAUCAUGCUGCCAGAAUCUAACUUCCGUCAGUACAUGAGAUUGGAGUCAGAUGGACAUCUAAGGCUGUACGAGUAUGAUUUGUUUCUUUCCAGUUGGACUGUGGUGUAUGAUGUAAUGCAAAUUGAUGAUUGUGAUUACCCAACAGUUUGUGGAGAGUACGGGGUAUGCAACGGGGGGCAGUGCACAUGUCCACUUGAGAACAAUUCAAGUUCAAGCUACUUCAAGCCAGUGGAUGAUCUCAAACCUAAUCUCGGUUGCACGCCAGUAACUCCAGUCUCUUGUACAGAAAUACAGCACCAUCAGCUCUUGACCAUUCCAAACAUUUCUUACUAUGAUAAAUACAUGAAUUUUGAUGCAAUAAACUAUAAAGAAACAACCAUUGAUGGUUGCAAGCAAGCCUGCUUGAAGAACUGCUCCUGCAUGGCCGUUUUGUUCAAAGGUGAAAAAUGUGUGUGGGUGACGAAGGUCUUCUCCAUGAAAUCAAUACAACCUGAAACUAUUGGUUACAACACCUCUGCUUACCUCAAGGUGCAACUUAACCUCUCAUUUGAAAAUAAAACAAAGAUGCAACUUAACCCCUCAAAUGAAAACAAAAUGAAAGUGAUAUUAGCUACUACACUUGGAGCUGUCACUACUCUUGUAUUGCUUGUCCUUAUCGUCACUCUUUAUCUACAAAGGAGGAGAAAGUAUGAAGAGAAAGAUGAAGAGUUUGAUUUUGAUCAAUUGCCUGGAAUGCCGACAAGGUUUUCUUUUGAAAUGUUGAGGGCAUGCACGGAAGGUUUCAUCAAGAAGCUCGGAGAGGGUGGGUUUGGAUCUGUAUUUGAAGGGAAAUUAGGUGAAAACAGAGUUGCAGUGAAACGUCUGGAAGGUGCAAGACAAGGAAAGAAAGAAUUUUUGGCAGAGGUCGAGACCAUUGGCAGCAUUGAACACAUCAAUCUUGUUGGUCUGAUUGGCUUUUGUGCAGAGAAGUCUGAGAGGCUUCUGGUAUAUGAAUAUAUGUCAAGAGGGUCACUUGAUAGGUGGAUCUAUUACCGCCAUAACAAUACCCCACUUGAUUGGUGCACUCGAUGUAGGAUCAUUAUGGAUAUUGCCAAGGGCCUAUGCUAUCUUCACGAGGAAUGCAAGCGAAAAAUUGCUCAUUUGGACAUCAAGCCACAAAAUAUUCUCUUGGAUGAUAACUUUAAUGCCAAAGUGGCAGAUUUUGGACUAUGUAAGUUAAUAAAUAGGGACCAAAGCAAGGUAGUAACUAGGAUGAGAGGAACACCUGGAUAUCUGGCACCUGAAUGGUUGACGUCGUCAAUCACUGAGAAAGUCGAUGUCUACAGCUUUGGAGUUGUUAUAAUGGAAAUAAUAAGUGGAAGAAAAAACAUUGACAACUCGCAGCCCGAGGAUGUUCAUCUCAUAUAUUUGUUACGAGAAAAAGAGCAAAACAAUCAGCUGGUUGAUCUGAUCGACAAGCAUAGUGAUGAUAUGGUCUCACGCGAGGAAGAAGUGAUUCGAAUGAUGAAGCUUGCAGUGUGGUGCCUGCAACAUGAUUGCACUCGAAGGCCCUCCAUGUCAACGGUGAUCAAGGUAUUGGAAGGUGCGACACACAUAGAAACUUUUGACGCGAAUUCUCUCAUGUUUGUUCAAGAUAACCCAUCGACAUACUCAGCCCCAUCUCAAGCAUCAAUCUUAUCUGGCCCAAGAUGA